UUGGCUAGUGCUGCUCUCCGCCGAGUUGUCGUUAGUUUGCGCUAACCUCACGGAAGUACGAGGACAGAAAAAGAGCUACUGUUGAGGAUAUAACAAAGUCUGAGAACACCACAAGCACCUCUUAGGACGAUAAAUGCUUCCACAUUUUGGACUACUAUGGAACUUGGCUCAAGAUGGCUAUGUAGCGCCUGCGGAGGACAUUUGUUACAGUGAACGAAGAGUUGACAUGACAGAUCCUUCAGUGUCGAUGUGAUACGACGACAAUGCCACAUAAAGUUUGUUCAGGAGACUUUAUGUAGGCCUAUGAACUUAAGCUUCUAAUUCGCACAGUGUUGAAACAAGGACAAUUGUUUUGAAACAUUCUGUAGGCCUGUUCCCUGUAACCAAUGGAUCGGUAUUUUAACAUCGUUUCCAUGUGGUUACAACUGGAACUUUGCGCGAUGGCUGUUCUCCUGACGAAAGGGGAAAUAAGAUGCUACUGUGAUGCCCCACACUGUGUGGCAACUGGCUACAUGUGCAAGUCAGAAGUAAACGCUUGCUUUACGCGGAGUAUAGACCCGAGCAGUCCACGCUCCCUGCUCUCUCAUGGCUGCUAUGAUCCCCUGCUGAACUCUGACGAUGUGUGUACCUCAGACGUGGCCUUUGACACUGCUGCUGCCCAGGGCUCCUCCACACUGGAGUGCUGUCAGGAAGACAUGUGCAAUUAUCGGGGCCUUCAAGACUUGGCCUACGGAAGAAGAGAACCUUUAGACCGGCGGGACCGUCACCACCACCAGCAGACAUCAGACAGCGGAGGAGGCCGUCACGUCGUGGCGCGCGUCCAGGAGGUCCCCUCCAGCCGAGAGGUGUGGUUCCGGGCGGCGGUGAUCGCCGUGCCCAUCGCCGGCGGCCUCAUCCUGGUGCUGCUGAUCGUGCUGGCCCUGCGCAUGCUGCGCAGCGAGAGCCGGCGACUGAGGCAGCAGCGGCGGGAGAUGCUCUCGCGGCUGCACUACAGCUUCCACGGACACCAGCUGAAAAAGGGCCACCACAUGGCCAAGCUGGACCUGGAGUGCAUGGUGCCCGUCACGGGACACGAGAACUGCUGCCUCACCUGUGACAAGAUGAGGCAGUCGUCAGAGCUGGCAGGUGAACGGCUGCUAUCACUGGUGCACUGGGGGAGGUAUGGAGGCCGUGGCAAGAUGGAGUUUGUGUGACUGAGCUUUGUUUUUGUAAGAUGAACAUUUCGAGAAGACGCUUUUGCACACCUAGUUGGGCAGGUGUGUAGGAUAUUAUCCCAGUGGGGUUGUUAUUGAAGUGUAACGAAAUCCCGCUCACUGUCCAUUCCACCAACAAACUUUAUUACAACUUUAAAACUUGUAUUAAAGUUUGUUGGUGGAAUGGACAGUGUGCAGGAUUUUUUUUGUAAGAUAAACAAACCCAUGGCUGGACUGAGGUGGACCCUGUCUUUUUCUGCAGCUGUCUAUAUUUGGUUGUCUGGAAAAAAAAGAUACUGGAAAAAAAGACAACAGAACAGAACUCAACUUCUGAGCAUUUUAACCAUAAUGGUUAAGGCUUUCUUAGAGGCACUUUAUACUUGAAAACACAAGCUGGAUCAACAGUGGAGGAGCCUACGGUGUGGCUCAAGCUCAACUGGACAUUUGCUGAAUCGUCCUCUGUAAUCACUGAAGGACUCCAAAAUUACAGUUGUAAAAAUUGCACUUUUGUUUUAAAAACUGUUGUUUCGCUUUAAGGAAAUGACUACGUAGACACUGACUGGCUUUACACAAAACAAGAACACUCGAGUUCAAUCGCAGAAGAAUUGAGUUGCCUCUAUGUGUUCAUCUUCUCCUGUGUAAAAACAUGUCAGUUGAUUUCUGUGUAAAGAUGUCAGAAUGUGUGUAUAUGUGUGUGUAUAUAUAUACAUAUAUGAUAUGUUUCAGAAGAGUC
Molecule: messenger RNA, 1926 nt
Organism: Engraulis encrasicolus (European anchovy)
Lineage: Eukaryota; Metazoa; Chordata; Actinopteri; Clupeiformes; Engraulidae
Gene: bambib
Product: BMP and activin membrane-bound inhibitor homolog (Xenopus laevis) b
Exons: 3
Coding region: 387-1193 (268 amino acids)
Biological process (GO): positive regulation of canonical Wnt signaling pathway; negative regulation of transforming growth factor beta receptor signaling pathway; transforming growth factor beta receptor signaling pathway
Molecular function (GO): frizzled binding
Source: RefSeq, a predicted model, not a curated record